AUGGCAGACAAGGGCGCCACUCUCGAUAUGUCUUUGUUCUUCGGAACACCAGAAGAAAAGAAGUUUUUCUGCAAUGAGCUGCUUCGUCUACUAAAAUUGAGAGGCGGUGUAAAAAUCCAGAAUCACAGCAUUCCUGAUGAAGACAUUCACAAGCUCUUUGAGAUGAGCCGCAAGUUCUUCUCAUUGCCACUUGAAACGAAGAUGGAAGCCAAGCACCCUCCCCAAGCCAACCCAAACCGUGGUUACAGCUUCGUUGGCCAGGAGAACGUUGCCAACAUUAGCGGGUACGAGAAGGGUCUCGGUCCUGGAAAGACCCGUGAUAUCAAGGAAACCCUUGACAUGGGCAGUGCUCAGGAUGACCUUGUCGAUAAUCUCUGGGUUCCUGAAAACAGCCUUCCAGGUUUCCGCAGUUUUAUGGAAUCCUUCUACGAAAAGGCCUUCAAGACGGAGAUGCAGCUCCUGUCUGCGCUUGCUAUCGCCCUCGGGAUCUCGGAGGACCACUUAAAGGCACUCCACAACCGCGCCGAGAAUGAAUUCCGCCUGCUACACUAUCCAGCCAUUCCUGCAGCAGAGCUUGCAGAUGGUACCGCAACUCGUAUUGCUGAACACACCGAUUUCGGCACAAUCACCAUGCUUUUCCAAGAUUCUGUGGGAGGUCUCCAGGUUGAAGAUCAGACACAACCAGGAGUAUUCAGAAGCGUCGAGUCGUCUGCGCCUACGGACAUCAUUCUCAACAUCGGUGACUCCCUUCAACGUCUCACUAAUGACACCUUCCGAGCAGCUUGCCACAGGGUCACGUAUCCCCCAGCAAUCAAAGCUGGAGAUAGCGUGGAGAUCCCUGAAAGAUACUCGAUUGCCUACUUCGUGAAGCCAAACCGCCAAGCUUCUUUGCUCCCGCUCAAGGAGUUCGUUACGGAUGCCACACCAUGUCAUUACGAAGAUGUUACCGCAUGGGAAUGGAACAAUCGCAGAAUCACUAAACUUUUCGCCUAG
Colletotrichum truncatum is the source of this 993-nucleotide messenger RNA. Its product is annotated as thymine dioxygenase. The record is from RefSeq and is a predicted model, not a curated record. Gene Ontology annotation, molecular function: 2-oxoglutarate-dependent dioxygenase activity. Lineage: Eukaryota; Fungi; Ascomycota; Sordariomycetes; Glomerellales; Glomerellaceae.